AUGGCGGAGGAGGACUCAGUAGCCAAGGUCAGGGAGAUGCUGCAAAGAUAUUCAUUAAGAGCAGAUUAUUUUGGGGAUUCGAGUAUACUAUCGGAUAUGGAUGUGUUUGAGGAGCGAAGCCUUUCUGCACAUGAGAUUGCGUCAAGAAUGAAGAAUGGGAUUAAGCAAUGUAAGAAGACGAUUGCCGUUGCUAGGCAAUACAAGGUAUGCAUGAAUACAGAAGACUCUGAGAUUUGUGCGAUGCUACUGGAUGACCUAAGAAGAGAAAUAGAGCAAACAUGCAAGUAUACGAAACGGAAUGUAGGAAUGCCUGUUUAUUGGAUAUCAAUUGGAGUAUGUGCUUGUGUGAUGUUUGUUUUUUGCAGAUUAUGCUUCUGA
This is a messenger RNA of Ordospora pajunii, 378 nucleotides long. RefSeq lists its product as uncharacterized. Bases 1 to 378 code for a protein of 125 amino acids. The record is from RefSeq and is a predicted model, not a curated record. Lineage: Eukaryota; Fungi; Microsporidia; Ordosporidae. The transcript has a single exon.